This is a messenger RNA of Penicillium lagena, 1482 nucleotides long. Its product is annotated as Zinc finger mynd-type protein. The transcript has 4 exons. NCBI's taxonomy places the organism in Eukaryota, Fungi, Ascomycota, Eurotiomycetes, Eurotiales, Aspergillaceae. Bases 1 to 1482 code for a protein of 493 amino acids. The record is from RefSeq and is a predicted model, not a curated record.
AUGUGUUACCUUCAUCCUGCACCGGGGUUUCGUGCAUCUGCGACUCGCCAUCUUCUAUCUCGUCCAUCAGCUGUUGUGUUUACAAGGCUUGUGAUUCCGCAGACCAAGAAAUGGGGUGGCUAUUCCUUCAUCUGCCAGUUGUUCGUCAACUUCAUCGACCACUUCUUCUACAACCUCCUCUUCCACGACGUCUACUGGGCGCACCAGCCCGACAUCCAGUUCUAUCGGGACACGCGCCGUCGCGGCCAGGAUCUAGGGAAGUCGGCUACUGUGACCGCCGACAAGCCAGGAGACGAUGUUGGAGGUCAGCUCUACGGCACAAGCCCGCGGACACAGGUGGGACAUAUUGUCUCGCUCGGAUCGACAUCAUUUCCGGCAUUGGGUGGCGCUAAUGCCUGUGGUCACUGCGGUACAACAACCACAACACCCUUCUGCACACGGUGUGGUAUGCCGUCAAGGCUCACAGGCUAUACAGAUCUCGCAGUACGGCAGGAGAUAGGCCCUACAGAUGCCGCAGCGCGACAGGAGAUAGACUCUGCAGUUGUCUCAGUACCGCAGGAGAUGGGCUCUACAGACGUUGUAGCGCGGCAUGAGAUUGACACCGGGUACUCCAAGGCAGAUCGCGACGACAACGAACAUCUCGCUUCCCCAGCUACAAGGCAAGGGCCUCCACUCCCGAUUCACUACUCCCAGAAGGGGCAAGCCGAGGUCGAGUUAGCAGCAAGCAUGGCCUCGCACAAGGGAAAUAACUGCGCCGGACUUGACGAAAAUCCCAAUCUUUCUCCUAGGCCAUAUCGGGAUCGAUCAGGAACUGACACCGCAAAUGUUACGCCGCCGUCCUUAGAACGCUCGACAAUGUCGACAGCAAUCGAUGGACGAUGUACCAUGUGCAAUCUUCCUGGCCUUCUCUGCGAUUCAUUCAACCACUUUAUCACCUCACCACUCUCCACUGACCGAAAUGUCACGUUCAAGCGGGCCAUUCUUUUCCCUGCGGAUGCUGAAACACCUCGCUUCGUGUGGCUCAAGUGCACCUUGGAUCCGAAGGGAUUUGAAUUUGAUGAUUCCCGCAGCAUGCUAGGUGACGGACAUGUCUUCCCAGGCCGAAAUUCCGUAAAAAGGAAUCCUGUCAGAGAAAAGGAGCUUGAUUACAACAUCGAAAUUGUUCAUCGCGACGACUUCAAACAUGAUGGAUCAAGAAUUAACGAAAGUAUCCUGACAGCAACUCAGCAGAAGACGACAUGUCCCUGGGCCGGCAACGUUGUGGCAGUGAGGCGUGAAGGAUCGCGAUCAAAUACAGCUGUCGUUGGAAAUAUGACCAUGGAGGACUUUCGACAUACUACGGACUAUUUGUCGACUUAUGCUUCCAAUCCACAGGACUUCGGUUCCUCUCCAAAGCAGCUUCGGCAAAUGGACGUUUACGGCCACCCAGGCAUUUUGGCGCAUUUGAAAAAGAACUUGGACUGGGGGGCCACAUCCGGCUAA